CCACCCGAAGCACCCACCCAACGGGCAAGACGGUGGCCGGCAUUGACCUGAAAGGCGUGAAAAGCGCGCUUCGCGCCGGACGGUAGCCCGGUUGGGUCAGGCCGCGCAUGCGCUUUGCGCUGUUUGUGCAUUCUGGCUGCGCGGCGGCGGCGGCGGGGCUGGCUGAGGGGGAAGAUGGCGGCGUCCUCGCUGGAGCAGAAGCUCUCCCGGUUGGAGGCGAAGCUCAAGCAGGAGAACCGCGAAGCCCGCCGCCGGAUCGACCUCAAUCUCGACAUCAGUCCUGCCCGGGCCCGGCCUAUUAUCGUGAUCACCCUAAGCCCCGCUCCCGCUCCGUCCCAGCGAGCAGCUCUGCAGCUGCCGCUGGUGAGCGACGGCGGGGGCCGGGCCGUGCUCCCCGAGGGCACCCAGCACCCGCCGCCCCCCUCCCGCCCCCGCAACAUGCUGGGGCUGCCCCAGCCGCCCUUCCUGGUGCCCCGCAGCAUGGAGAGCAUUGAGAUCGACCAGAAGCUGCAGGAGAUCAUGAAGCAGACGGGCUACCUCACCGUGGGGGGGCAGCGCUACCAGGCGGAGAUCAACGACCUGGAGAACCUGGGGGAGAUCGGCAGCGGCACCUGCGGGCAGGUCUGGAAGAUGCGCUUCCGCAAGACGGGCCACGUCAUCGCCGUCAAGCAAAUGCGGCGCUCGGGGAACCGGGAGGAGAACAAACGGAUCCUGAUGGACCUGGACGUGGUGCUCAAGAGCCACGACUGCCCCUACAUCGUCCAGUGCUUCGGCACCUUCAUCACCAACACCGACGUCUUCAUCGCCAUGGAGCUGAUGGGCACCUGCGCCGAGAAGCUCAAGAAACGCAUCCAAGGUCCCAUCCCCGAGCGCAUCCUGGGCAAGAUGACGGUGGCGAUCGUGAAGGCCCUUUUCUACCUGAAAGAGAAGCACGGGGUGAUCCACCGUGACGUCAAACCCUCCAACAUCUUGUUGGACGAGCGGGGUCAGGUCAAACUCUGCGACUUCGGCAUCAGCGGCCGCCUCGUCGACUCCAAGGCCAAGACCCGCAGCGCCGGCUGCGCCGCCUACAUGGCCCCCGAGCGCAUCGACCCCCCCGACCCCACCAAGCCCGACUACGACAUCCGCGCCGACGUCUGGAGCCUCGGCAUCUCCCUGGUGGAGCUGGCCACGGGGCAGUUCCCCUACCAGAACUGCAAGACGGAUUUCGAGGUGCUGACGAAGGUGCUGCAGGAGGACCCCCCGCUGCUGCCCCCCGCCAUGGGCUUCUCCGGGGACUUCCAGGCCUUCGUCAGGGACUGCCUCACCAAGGACCACAGGAAGAGACCAAAGUACAACAAGUUACUGGAACACAACUUCAUCAAGCGCUACGAGACGCUGGAGGUGGACGUGGCCUCCUGGUUCAAGGACGUCAUGGCCAAGACAGAGUCCCCUCGCACCGGCGGUGGCCUCAGCCAGCACCACCUGCCCUUCUUCACCAGGUAGCACCCGCCGCCCGCCCCCGCCCGCGCCGGCCGUGACGCCCGCCGUGGCCGUGACGCCCUCCCGUGACGCCCGCGGUGGCCGUGACGCCCGCGACGGCCACCGCGUGCCCCGGCAGCCACCCGGACACCCGCGGCACGACGCGUCCUGCCGCGUCCCGACGCGUCCUGGUGCGCCCUGGCGUGUCACGGCGUGUCCAAGCCUGUCACGGUGUGUCCCAGGACAUCCCGGUGUGUCCCAGUGUGUCCCCCACGUGUCCCGGCACAUCCCAGUGUGUCCUGGUGUGUCCCCGGUGUGUCCUGACGUGUGACGGCACGUCCUGGCCUGUCCCAGCACAUCCCAGUGUGUCCAGUACGUCCUGGCACGUCUCCAGUGUGUCCCAGUAUGUCCCGGUGCGUCCUGGCGGAACCUGGCACGUGUCCUCAUGGAUCCCAGUGUGUCCCAACACGUCCCAGUCUGUCCCAGUGUCUCCUGGAGCAUCUCGGCGCAUCCGGGUGUGUCCCCGCGUGUCCCCCCCCAACUUCCCCAUCCCCCUUACAAUGCUGGGGCAGGGUGACGCCCGUGUCCCUUCCAUGUCCCCCCUCUGCGUGGCCUGUGCCUCAGUUUCCCCCGGGGCCAGCAGCUCCUCGGCUUCCGAGCUCGGCUGCCGCUGUCCCCCGUCCCCAACCCCGGUGCGGGGUCCCCGAGUAGGGACAGGGAUGGGGACAGGACCUGGCGGUGGGGCACUGGCAAGGGACGUCACCGGGACGUGACACGAGGACGUGACACGCUGGGACGUGAGCCGGGGACACAGUGCGGGGAUGUGGCACGCUGGGAUGCGACACGGGACGCGGCACAGCGGGAUGUGGCGUGCAGAUGUGGCACGGGGACACGGCAUGCGGCACGGGGACGUGGCACACGGAUGCGGCGCAGGGAUUUGACACGGGGGCACGGCUUGGGGACGUGACAGGGAUGUGACAUGGGGAUGGGGGCACGGAGAUGGCACGGGGAUGUGGCACACGGAUGUGACGGGACGGAGGACGAUAACGUGGGGACGCUGCGGGGACGUGGCACGGAGAGACGGCACAGAGGGACGACGAGAUGGCACAGGGACGUGGCACGGAGGUGUGACGUUGGCACGUGGCAUGGAGGUGGCACGGUGACACGGCGCAGAGAUGUGACAUGGGCAUGUGGCACGGGAGAUGGCACGGGGACGUGGCACGGGAAUGUGGCGCAAGGACACGGCGCAGAGACGUGGGACAGGGGACAAACGUGGAGAUCCAGCGUGGGGACGUGACACGGAGGGACAACGUGGGGACACGGCAGAGAGGUGACAUGGAGGGAUGGCACGGAGAUGGCACCGGGAUGUGACACGGGGACGCGGCACAGAGAUGGCACCGGGAUGUGACACGGGGACACGGCGCUGAAGGAUGACAUGGAGAGGUGGCCUGGGGACACGGCGUGGGGACGUGGCACGAGGGAUGACACGGAGCGGUGGCACAGAUGGCUCGGGGACGUGGCGCAGGGGGACGCCGUGGGGACAUGCCGUGGGGACACGGCCCGGGGACACGGCACGGAUGUGGCACGGCGGGACGCCACGGGGCCGCGGCCCAGGGACACGGCACGGGGACGUGACACAGAGGGACGACCUGGGGACGCGGCACGGGGACGCCAUCCACAGAAGCCACCGGGUUGAUGGUGGCCCUUGCGUGACGGUGACACGGGGCCGGCACGAGGCCACGCAGCGACAAUCAGGGCUGGGGAUGGGGCGCGGGGGCCACCGCGGGGACACGGGGACACCUCGUGCGUGGUCCCUGCCUGUGUCCCCCCGUGUCCCCCAGGGUGGCAGCAGGUGCAGUUUUAGUGCAUUGUGGGCGCGGGCGGCGGCUCCCCCUCGUUAUCGUCAUUAUUAUUAUUAUUAUUAUUAUUAUAUUAUUAUUA
Aquila chrysaetos chrysaetos is the source of this 3402-nucleotide messenger RNA. RefSeq names its product mitogen-activated protein kinase kinase 7 (gene MAP2K7). The record is from RefSeq and is a predicted model, not a curated record. Bases 175 to 1485 code for a protein of 436 amino acids. Gene Ontology annotation, biological process: protein phosphorylation. The transcript is spliced from 12 exons. NCBI's taxonomy places the organism in Eukaryota, Metazoa, Chordata, Aves, Accipitriformes, Accipitridae. Gene Ontology annotation, molecular function: protein kinase activity; ATP binding.